GCCAGCAUGCCGGCGCAGCAGAAGAAGCUGCUGUUCUGCGCGGCCGGCGUGCUGAGCCUGGCCUGCGCGCUGGGCACGGCCGCGGCCGUGGGCAGCCAGCUCUGGGUCAGGGGCACGACCCUCUGCAGCACCGGAGCGCUGCUCGUCAACGCCAGCGGCCCCGAGCUGCACAAGUUCAUCGGCCACAUCCAGUACGGGCUCUUCUCCGGGCAGCGAGUGCGGCAGUGCGGGCUGGGGGGCAGACCGCUGCGGUUCUCCUUUUUUCCAGAUUUGCUCAGAAUCAUCCCUGCAAGUAUCCACGUUAGUGUCAUUGUCUUCUGCACAGUGCUGAUUGUCUUUGCCCUGGUGGGAGCAGGGUUCUUCAUGUUCAAUGCUUUUGGCAGCCCCUACGAGACGCUGCACGGCCCCGUGGGGCUGUACCUGUGGAGCUUCAUCUCCUGUUCCUGUGGUUGCCUCAUCAUGAUUCUCUUCUCCUCAGAGGUGAAGAUCCACCACCUUUCAGAGAAAAUUGCUAAUUUCAAAGAGGGAACUUUUACAUUCAAGACUCACAGUGAGCAGUUUGCAAAUUCCUUCUGGACCAUCCUGGUUUGCUCCCUGGUGCACUUCCUCAAUGCCCUGCUAAUCCGAUUUGCUGGAUUUGAAUUUCCCUUUUCAAAAUCAAAAGAUUCAGGAGCAACCACAGGAGCAGUUGACUUGAUGUAUUAAAAUGAUGGGAUUUAAGAACAUUUCAAGCAAAGAAAUUUGUCACAAUUACAUCAACAACCACCAGAUGUACCAACUUGUGAAUGAUUGCUCUAGGGAAGGUAAAAAAAGGGAAGUUUCAAAUAAGUGUCAAUAUGGUGUAAGCAGUGAACAAAAGAAGAUGUGCUGUAUGGUAAUGUCUGGAAGGGAAAGCCCUCUUUCUUGGAGUAAGGUCUUAAGACAUUUUUUUCUGCAAACUGUUUAAAAAGUGGCUGGUAUGAAGAAAAAUAGGAAUCUCCAUAGCAUUGCAGUGAAUCUGAAAAGCCCCGUCAAUGGGUUGCAGUAG
Messenger RNA from Passer domesticus (house sparrow), 1027 nucleotides. It is a transcript of the gene CLRN1, whose product is annotated as clarin 1. Lineage: Eukaryota; Metazoa; Chordata; Aves; Passeriformes; Passeridae. Gene Ontology annotation, biological process: equilibrioception; sensory perception of sound. The transcript is spliced from 3 exons. The record is from RefSeq and is a predicted model, not a curated record. Bases 7 to 705 code for a protein of 232 amino acids.